UAGAAUACUGAAUAGAUUAACGGAAAAAAAUACAAUCUUUCUUAGUCGUAGUUCUAUUAAUUUUUCUUUUUAAAAUAUUUCAUUACAAAAUAAUGCCGCGUAAACCAUGUUACUGGACACGUAAAUUAGAGAUGGAAUUAGUGGACUUUGUUCGUCAAAAAGAAUUUAUUUGGAAACCGAUUGGGAAUACAAACCAUCUAAUUCAACAGAAAUACAAGGCUUACGCUGAAUUUGCAGCGAGACUGGGACGCGGUUUUACCGCUCGUUCUGUCAGAGAUAGAUGGGUGAAUAUACGUAGCACAUUUAACCACAACUUAAGGCGAGUUGAUAAGUCUAGAGAAACAGCUCAAUCAGCUUCGGAGGUGUAUGUUCCUUGCUGGCCAUUGUGGAAACCUCUGCAAUUCCUCCGAGAGGCCACCUUAAAAGAUGUUGUUAAUUAUGAUUACACCAUGCAUGAAGACUUCAAAGAUCUAACAUCAAAUAUAGAAGUUAAACAAGAAACAACGAUGGAAUAUGACGUGGACCUUGUUGGUAUCAGACAGCGUGGGCAAAGAACGGAUAGACCGCGUAAGAAAAUAAUAAAGAAAGCAGACAAAACUAAUAAUUGUAUACAGAUUCUGGAUGAUCUUGUCAAAGCUUUGAAUCCUUUGCUUGAAAAUAAAACAGAAGGUAGUCGAUACUGGUAUUUUGGCAGGCAUGUUACUGAGCAACUUAAUGCAAUGAGAAAAAUUGAUGCUGAAUGUGCGAGUCGUGAAAUCAUGAAACUCUUAGAAAGUGGCUCUGAAGGUUGAAAUGUUAUGAUGAAUGACUUGAGGUUUG
Molecule: messenger RNA, 819 nt
Organism: Nymphalis io (European peacock)
Lineage: Eukaryota; Metazoa; Arthropoda; Insecta; Lepidoptera; Nymphalidae
Exons: 3
Coding region: 93-791 (232 amino acids)
Source: RefSeq, a predicted model, not a curated record